GCAACCCAACUCUCAGGUUUCCCUGAGAAACCCACAUAAACUCAAGUGCCGGCUUCAAAACCCCAUUGGUAUGCGCGCAGGACUCGAAUCCAAAGCCUCUCUCCGCUGAGCCAGAGCCGGCCACCUCCUCCCCUGAGGGCAAUGAGGCUGUGAGGCAACGACUCCCAGGGCAGGAGACGUGGCAGUCCCAGGCUGGGCAGCUCCAUCAUGAGGGAGAAAAGGCUGACCACCGUGCCCCCAUGUAUAAGAGAAAAUGAGUUUGAAGAUUUUUUAGCUACUGAUGACAUACUUGUAGACUUCUUUAAUGAAUUCUUGAGUCUCCCAGCCUUUGCAGAGACAAUUAAAUAUAAUGCUGAUUUUGGAAUUUUUGAAGUGGCUAGUGAUGCCCCAGAACAGAUAGAAAAUCAGCUGAAAAAGUUGUUGUAUGAACAGAAACCUCGGAAUCCCAUUUACGAUGUUACAAGACCAACAAAAUCAGAAAGUCCUGUUUCUAAAGACCUCAGUCGUCAACCACUGGCACCACCACCAGCACACUUAAAUAUUGAUCUAAAUUAUGCAGCAAUGUGUCUGGAUCGAGAACAGGCCAUUACAUGGAUUAAAAAGGAAAGAUUGCCUGCAUUUUUAGAGAGUGAUUGUUACUUUGAAUACAGGUUAGCUAAACUUGUAUCACAGGUAGAGUGGAGCAGAACAGGUGUCAAUUUUGUUAUAGAUAAAAAGUAUUACCCUUGGUUCAGAAAAAUGCCACCACCCCCAGAAGCCUUUGAAGAAGAUGAAGAUGACGUGAUUAUGAAAAAGUUCUAUGUCUCUCUUGGCCAGGCUACUGUCACCCAGACAAAGGAUUGGUUUACUCUAGCCAAGCAAAGAGAGCACAUGAUCACUACGGAUUCUAUUACUCACCCCGUGUCAUCUUCCCACGUUCGUUUUUCUUUUGAGCCUUCAAAGAUGUCUUCUUCAAAUAUAGAUUUCAGAACUAAAGAAAUGUUGCCUACAGCUUCCUCUAUACUUCUCAAUGCAACAGUUUACAGCAGUGGUCAUGCAGAACUGGAAUCCAAGCUUAAGAAGAAGCAAAGCCCAACAGGUAUUCCUCUUCUUCAACAGGCAAGAGCCAGGCGAAGCAUAGAUGAGGGUCAUUCUGUAUCAGUUCCUGAUACUCCUUCACACACCAUGUUAAGAGCAUAUGUAGAACAGAACUGGGAUUCUGCUCCUCAGGAACAAAUGUGUGAUGACCUUGCUCGAUACCAAGAACUUGCAUGUUUUCGGACUGUGGAUGAGUUUACAUUAGCCUACAUUCAGUAUAUACUAAAGAACUCUGUUGCUGUGAUAACUGGAAUGCCUCUUAAACUCAACCCUACUGAUGUCAACUUCAAUAGAGUGUCAAGAGUACUUGUAUAUGAAAUAGAAGACAGUGAUUCUUUCAUGGAGCCUCUAUUAGAACACACUCCCCUGCUUGAGGAUGAUACAGUGGAAAGAGAGAGUGAAAUUAGUACAAAAUCUGAAAAAGAUAACACUGAAACCAGGGCUGCCUGGUGUAUAAGCCACAAGACUUACGAUAUUGGUAACAGGCAUGAGUUUGAAAGGUUCAAGGGGUUCAUCAAAGGGACUUUGGGUGAAAGAUACUGGUGGCUUUGGGUAGACAUAGAAAGACUGAAGGCCCUGAGAGAUCCUAAGAGGCAGAAAAGACAGCUUGAUAGGAUGAAAAAAAUCUACCUAGUGAGCAAUGGAGAUUAUUUCCUUACCUCUGAAGUUCUGCAGAAACUAAACCUGGAGGAUGGAGAUCGGUGGAACUUGCAUAACCUGAGACGUAUUCAGUCUGAAGUAGUGAAACCUUUGCUUCUCUACUGGGGCCCCAGAUUUUGUGUCAUUCAUACAGCUGCCAUACAGACGCUAAAUAGGAAGCUGAAAAUCUGGCAUUCCCGACAGCAAAAGCCACGGAUGGAUGUGGAUCCUUUCCCACAGAUGGUGUCACUGUUGCCGCUGAGAGCUAAAUCUUGUAUGCCAAAAAUAGCACAUCAGAGGGAAGAAAUCAGUUCAGCACCACCUCUGUCAAAAGGAGCUGUAGUAGAUAUGUAUUCCCAGAGGCCUCCCAGGCUGUUAUCUGCAAUCCUGCCACGAAGUCAAAGUGCUGUGCAGGAAGAUCCUGAUGGCUUAGUUGAUUUAGCAGAUAUUAGUAGACAAAGACCAGCUACAGCAUGCAGCAAUGUGACUCACCUGACAGUAUUUCCUGACAAAAUGGAUUAUCUGAAGCCGCAACUAGAUAGAAAAUAUACCUAUGCAGAAGUAAUCCCAGGUAAAACAUCACCAGACAUUUCUGAACUAGGAAGUUCUACAAUGGAGAGGAUGCUACAGUCCCUUAAUACAGAAAACAGAGCAGGCUACGUCUUCACAGACUUUUGUGAAAAGUCAGGAAAUAUGGUAUGGAAGAACAGCACGUACUUCUGGUUUGACUUGCAGGAUUAUCAUCAACUUUUCUACCAAGAAACCCUCCAUCCUUUUAAACUCUGCAAGCAAGCUCAAUUCCUUUAUGCUAAUUACAUCGCUCCUUCUGCCAAUAUGGAUAUUGGGCUACAACAGGCUACUAAAAAUGAGAUAUAUUCAAAAAUUGAGCCACCAUUUGAAGAUCUUUUUGACUCAGCAGAAGAAUACAUCCUUACUCUUCUCUUGGUUCCAUGGAGGAAGAUGGUGGAACAAGAUAAAGAAUCUUAUAGGAAGGUGGAGCUGGUGGAAGAAACUCGACAGCUGGAGUCAGUGUACUUUAGAAAGCUGCAGGCUUUGCAUGAAAAGAGUAUUUCCAAGAAGAGUGAGAUUUUGGCUGUGGAAGAAGACAAGGUCCCAGAGCGCUCUGAUUCCACUACAGUUGCAGAACGCCCAGCUCAAAUCCUCCCUGAAGCAGAUAAGCCAUACAGCAUUGCAGAAUUGUUGCAGAAACGGCUGGAUUUGGAACAGUUCAGAAUCUUUCUUGAACAGCAAUCUGCCAGUGUAGACCUCAUGUGCUGGAUAGACAUUGAGCAGUUCAGGAGGAUGCUCCACAAAAACAAAGCACAGAGAGAAGAAAAAUCUAAGGAGAUUAAAAAUAAAUAUCUAAAUAAGAAAUACUUCUUUGGACCUGAUAGCCCAGCUACAAAAGAGGAACAAGAGCAGAUAAUGAAAUUAGGUGGUGGCUGGGGACAAAUACUUCAUGAACAAGUUUGUCCUAAGAUCCUGCUAGAGGUUCAAAAAAGCAUCCAGGCAAGGCUUGAGAAAAAGUGGCUGCCACUAUAUUUUUCAAGUGAAGAAUCAGGACCAAAGAAAAAACCAAAGCCACACCUAGAAGAUGCUGCAGAAGAUAUUUUAAUUCAGAGAUUUGAAAAGAAAAUAGAACCGUGGAAGCAUGUGGACAAUAAGUGGGUUUCUUCAUCUCAGGAAAUAAUAACUUUCCGCAAAGCCCUGUUGAAUCCCAUCACGGCCUUUCAGUUUCAGCGCUUUGUGUCACUGAAAGGAGAUUUACUGGAGAACGGGGUAAUCUUUUGGCAAGAGGUGCAGAAAUAUAAGGAUAUGUGUCAUUCGCAUUGUGACGAUGCCAUAAUCCAGAAGAAGAUCACAGAAAUCAUCAGGUGCUUCAUUAAUUCAUCCAUUCCGCCAGCAAUUCAGAUUGACAUACCCGAAGAGCAAGCUCAGAAGAUUAUUGAGCAAAGGAAAGAGCUGGGCCCUUAUGUGUUUAGGGAAGCACAGAUGACUAUUUUUGCACUGCUCUUCAAAUUUUGGCCAAAAUUUUGUGAGUUUCGAAGCAAUUUGGCUGAUGAGAACAUUUUGCCUCUUCUGGACAAGCAGAGAGAGAAGACGUUAGAGAAAAUGAAAAAAGCCAAAGAAGCAGAAGAAAAGGUCCCAAGGAAGAGAUCUGCUGUGUCUGUAAAGACAGGAGCAGCUACAACUAUGACUACAGGUCUUGAAUCUAGGCGAACAAGUAAAAGUGAACUUUCAUCUACACCAAGCUUUUCUGGGUUUGGCAGACAGCUUUCCUGGAAUUAUUCAAAGUACCUGGAAGCUCUCCAGCAGGAAAGAGUCCUCCUGAAGAUUCAGGAAGAUCUAGAGAAAAAGGCAGUCAACUCAUCAGCUUAUGCAGGAGUCUCCUCCAUUUUCACAUUUAAGAGUGAUCUUCACCCUGUGCCUGAGAAAGCGGUUUACCCAACACCCUUCACUUCAGCUUUUGUCAAGCAACAACGUACACAUCCACCUAAAGACAAUGAAAGAACUCCAAAACUUUAAGGAAGGUGAUGAAGAAGUUGUGUAUGCAGCCAUCAUAGGAAUUGUCUAUAGCCAAAAGAAACUAGUGCAGGUUAUUAGCUUUCACUCAUACUCGAAGAAGAUUGGCAUCCAUCUCCUAAUAUAAUUGUUAACAGAAGAGAAACUGAUUUAAGUGAUAACUUUAUUUAGUCUGUGAUUAUGUCUUCAUGCUUUCUGCUUUGAGAAGGAGUGAUUAUCGAACAACAUGAUCACAAAGUAUUUUCAUGACUCAGUUCUAACUCAGUGACAGACCACAUACUUUGCAUGUAAAAGGUUCAGGCCUGGUAUUUCUAGGUAAGGCCCUUCCUGAAAUGGAGGAGAAUUUCAGUCAAUGAUUCUCAACCAUUGGAUCUCCAGAUGCUCUGGACAUCAUCUUUCAAAAUCUCUGGCUAUCAUUGACCACGCUGGUGAGACUUCUGGGAGCUAAACUCCAAAAUAUCUGGAGAGGCUGAAGAUUGCACUGGCCAGGCCUCAUCUGGAGUACUGCAUUCAGUUAUGGGCUCCUUAUUUUAAGAAGGAUAUAGACAAGUUGAAGCAGGUUCAGAAAGGGGCAGUGAGGAUGCUAAGAAGUAUGGAGAAUAAAACGUAGGAACUCAGCUUGUUCAGUUUGGUGAACAGAAGACUGGGGGGUGCCAUGAUGGCACUCUUUAAAUACGUCAAGGGUUGUCACAGAGGAGAGGGCAUCUCUGCUAUCCCAGAGGGAUACAGCCAGGUCUAAUGGUCUGAAGUUACAGGAGAAUAGAUUAUGAUUGAACAUUACUUGACAGUAAGGAUGGUUUGGCAAUGGAACCAAUUGCCUUGAGAGGCAGUGGGAUCUCUUUUUCUGGCUAUCUUCAAAAUGAGCCUGGAUAGGUACCUGCUGGGAAUGCUUUAGCUGGAGAUAUUAGGUGGACUAGAUGGCCCCUUCCUAU
Messenger RNA from Sceloporus undulatus (fence lizard), 5171 nucleotides. It is a transcript of the gene RGS22, whose product is annotated as regulator of G protein signaling 22. Lineage: Eukaryota; Metazoa; Chordata; Lepidosauria; Squamata; Phrynosomatidae. The record is from RefSeq and is a predicted model, not a curated record. The coding region runs from base 208 to 4242 and encodes 1344 amino acids. Gene Ontology annotation, biological process: regulation of signal transduction. The transcript has 28 exons. Gene Ontology annotation, molecular function: G-protein alpha-subunit binding.